UUUUUUACCUGGGAAACUUUUACAUGCCUAUAACAGGUAGAUUUACAAAAAACUGUACUAGAAAUUUGUCAACACGUGGACUAUUUACCGAACAGGAUCCGUAUUUGGUCUACAAUCAAAGGCUAUAAAAUUACAAAAACUUUUUAAAAUUGUCACCCGUAUAAUAAGCUUCGUCACAUUAGAAGGAUAUACAGGUGAGUGUGUUACCUGCAUGGACAGAGGACAUCUAACGAUCACCUGUUUUGUAAAGAUUUGUGAGGAUCCGCUCCCGAUAUUCAAGCAGAUUUAAAGUUUACCUGGACAACGAAAACAUUUAUGGUAACAUCGCAUAUAUCAGAUUCGGUGAUACCUUGUACACGAAUUCAACUGGUUUGCUUUAAAAACGGAUUGUGAUAAAGUGAUUGAAGAAGGGAUUCUACAUAGGGCAACUGGAGACAUCCUGGAUAAAGUUACGUAAUAAUAACUGACAGAAUCAAUUCACCGUACGGUGAAUUGAACAUCGCUGUCCAACUGGCGGUCACUUUAGGAGAGACAAUGAUUUACACAUUGACCCAGCAACCCUUAAACCCAGGGCUUACACAGCCCGUAACCCAGGGAUUCAAUCAGGGAAUAACACAGCCCCUCUCUCAGGGUAUAACACAACAAAUUAGCCAGCAACUCACCACGCAGCUUUCACAACAGCCAGUCAGCCCCGGGCUGAGCCCGGGGGUCAGUCCACCAGGCAUGAGCCCAGUUGUAACUCCUCCAGGACUCAGCCCCGGAGUAAAUGGAGCUAACGGUCAGUUGGUCAGUGCAACCAGCCCGGGGGUCAGUCCGAUAACCCCGGUAGCACCAAUGUCCCUACAGCCAGGAAUAAUGCAUCUUAUAAACUACGGAGACAAAGACCUUGGACUUCUACUUUCACAGAGAAUGGAAUUGGUUUGGCAUGGUGAAUUCGAUCGUCUCUUUAGCCAGUACUUCCCUCACAUGUGGUACCUCGUUCCUACAUUUAACCCACCUAACGACCGCUGGAGGACAUUCAAAGAUAGUGCCAAAGUCAGAUUCUCCUGUCAGAGUUGCGGACAUGGAUGGACCUCAAUGAAGGGACGUGUUAUAUUCUGGUUCCAGUUAAACUACGUUACAAACACGGGUUACGUCAUGUUUAAGUUGUACGGUCAGCAGUGUCAGAGAUGUAAAAAUGGAACAUAUGAACAUGCCAUGUGGUAUCCUGAGGAAGUAGUGAAGGUACUUGGAAACGUAUAUAAUCGAGUCGGACAAAUAUACUAUGGUUUUAUACGUCCUCCACUAAGGAUAGACCGAAGAGCAGGGAAACCAAGAAACCAGCACAACGCCGAACUGUGCCAAGCUUGCAAGGAAGGUCUAUGCCGGGAAGAAUGGUCAUUCUCGUGAAGGCAGCGCCAUCUUUAACAGUGUAAUAUGCAUUUGAAGGGCAGUAACUCCUACAUGAUACUACACAAAUGGUGGGCCGUGUAAGGAAAAUGAAAAUUGGACGAGAGUGAAAUAAAAUGGAUAUGGUUGGCCAAAAAUAUACCGAUGACAAAAUUUCGUUGUCUUAUAUUCGUUCUGAAUGCAAUGAUGUAUUAUUGUCAUUAUCAACAUCUGCUGUUUCAGCAGAAAAAAUAGUGUGCUCAUUAUUUUACUUUUGAAUAGUUUGUGUAUAUAUUAUUUGAUUUUAUUAAAUGUUUUAUUUUUACUUAUACAUG
Messenger RNA from Ylistrum balloti, 1703 nucleotides. Its product is annotated as receptor-transporting protein 3-like. The record is from RefSeq and is a predicted model, not a curated record. Lineage: Eukaryota; Metazoa; Mollusca; Bivalvia; Pectinida; Pectinidae. The transcript has 4 exons. Gene Ontology annotation, biological process: protein targeting to membrane; protein insertion into membrane. Gene Ontology annotation, molecular function: olfactory receptor binding. Bases 535 to 1389 code for a protein of 284 amino acids.